ACGGAGUUCCUGGCGAUUAGCUGCAGUUUUUACAAUCUGUACAGUCUGACGAGGAGUGAUGCCUUUGAGGAGUAUUUUGUCGUAUUUUGCACUGAUCAUCGUCCUGAGGUCCUGCACUGUGUGUGCUGGACUCUCUGGUGAAGCGGAGGAGGAAAGACCUGCAGCGGUCCCAGGCAGUCAUCACCUCAGCCGGGUGGGGUCUGGUCGGAAAGGUGAACCUGGUUCACUGACCUUCACAUAUGACCAAAAGGGAGACUUUAAUUCCACUAAUGUGUUGCACUCUGCGAAACUGAAGCGCCUGGCUCCAUCGGUGCAUUGCGGCAGCAACCAGAUGACCCUCUCUGUCAAACGGAGAGGAACUCAUCAUUUUCUCAUCGACAGCGGUGAGGAGCCUCUGACUCCUCUGUCCCAGAUGCCCUCUACAUGUGGCUUUUUUGUGAAGCGAUCCCGCAGAGAUGUGCAGUAUGCGGCCUCCUAUCAGGGCUGUCAUGUUAACAAGCAGGGAAAUGAAUAUUCCUUACCGCUGCGAUUAUGGGGGGAACCGAUGACCAUGUCCUGCCCUGGUAUGGUGCCACUGCCCUCCAUUUUCUGCUUUCCAGACAAGAUGGUGGUGACGAUUCGCGGCGUACCAGCAAAUGAACUCAAAGUAAAAGUGUCUGGGACAUGGCAGCCUUGGUCAUCAGCAUGCAGCAGCUGCAGGCUGACUUUUAAUGAGUCUUUGGGGGAACUAAUGCUCAUCGCACCUUACAACCAAGACUUGUGUGUAGAGAUCAAGGAUGGGGAGCAUUUACUCUCUCUUCAGUGGGCAGAUUUUGAACUGGCAGCAUCUUGUCCUCCAGUACCAAACCCUGACCUCACCACAGAAAGAGCUGCACCCUCUAUUGACGGCAACGAAGCCCUGCAACUUCAGUUCCCUCAAUUGCCAAUAUUUUCGCAGUUCCUAGAAACGCAGUCAACACAAAGUCCUGGGCUUGUGGCUCCGUUGCCGUUUUCCUUUGUUGCUGCAGACUUCUCUGAAAAACAAAAGAUACCUGAAAAUCAGAGCCCUCCUUUACUGCCCCACUUCUAUUUGUUUCCUGGAUCUGAAUCACCAGCACAUCCACAUAGAGUCGACACACACACAAGUCGACUCUGGUCACCUCAGACAUCACUGUCUCUGUAUCCAGUUCCACUUUUCCAAGAAUUUCCCAUGAUGCCUGGAGUUUUUCUGCCAACAACAACCCCCGUACCACUUCCUGCAACAAGCACAGAGGCUGUUGUGACCACACCUGCUCCAACAGGGAAUGAAAAACCUUAUCUGCAGCCAGAGUUUCCAGCGCUGCUUCAGUAUCCCUUUGCACCGUUUUCUAAAUACCCACAAUCUCCACGGGAACAAACUGCGGCCGAUGCAGAAUCCAAACCACAGCACCUCCAUCCUCGGGUCUUCCAGAUCCCCAUGUUGUAUCCUUUCAAUCAUUUUCCCCAGUUACAAAAUGCUCCUGCUCCAGUGGCCUCCACUGACCCGCCUCCUCCUGAAAAGCCUUUAUACCAACAACACCCUGUUAUACCCCCAUAUAUGUUCCCAAGUAGGUUUCCAUACCUGCAUUUCUUCAAUUCUCCAGUGAUGACUUCUUCAUACCCAGCUCCAUCAGGUCAGCAGCAGCAUCAACCCGUCUACCACUCCAUGCAGGCUUUCUACCCCUUCCUUCCUGAUCAAAGUCGAACUGCACCAAAAGACAUCUGACCAGGGUUCUGCCAGAACAUUUCGGACCAUCAUGGAUUGGUUUACUGUCGCUGAUUUCUGCUGUCGUCCUCUGCUGAUUACUCAACUACUGAAUAAAAGUGUUUGAGGUCAGACAGCUUGCAAGAAAUUGCAAACAAAAAAUACUCAUCUGGAAAAUAAAGGUUGAAGAUGCAUUUUCUACUAAC
Messenger RNA from Poecilia reticulata (guppy), 1908 nucleotides. RefSeq lists its product as uncharacterized. Lineage: Eukaryota; Metazoa; Chordata; Actinopteri; Cyprinodontiformes; Poeciliidae. The record is from RefSeq and is a predicted model, not a curated record.